AUGAUCGACACCGUUUACUACGAACUGAGCUGGUCGAUUCUCAGCACCAUCGGAAUCGCUAAUGUUUUGUUCGGUCUCAUGGUCGCUGGCAUCACCAGCUUUGGUCCCGUCUCCAUCGUCCCCAUCGUCACCAGUGCUGCUGGCGCAAUAGCAAACGGCCUUUGCUAUUAUGCAUUUUACGACAAGGACACUUCUGCUACCUCGGCGGCUAUAGCCUCUAUAUUUGCCGACAUACUCUGGCUAAUACAAGAAGCUGGUCUGUCAUUUUACAGCUACAUCAUCUUGAGUCGAGUUUUACGUGGUCGACAGUGGAUAAUCUUCGCGACUCUGUACUGGUCCAUGAUAUUGUCAGUGGCAGCCAUUCGCGUCGUCAUUGCAGCCGUCCGAGCUCGCCGUAUACUCCAAGGACUCGACGACGACCAGUCCUUGAUCAAUCACCUACACAUGGGCUACUUCAUUCUUAUCGCCCUAUUGGAAUGCGUCAGCUCAUUCUUCCUCCUCCGAGUUUUUGGUUCGGCAAAGUCGACAUCUCUCAGCGCCGCCAUCAAGGCUGGAUUGUUCCGGUAUCUGAUGCGAAGCACCGAAGUUCGGCUUGCACUUCUUGCUGUGCUUGGUGUGAUGCGAGCUAUCACAUACUCAUUUCAGAAUAGUCAACAAAUGGCCACGAAUCUCGCCUCGCAAAUUGAUCGUAUCGACAUCCUUGCCUCCAAAGUCGUCUUCCAUAACCAAGUGUACGGAUCUUCUGGACACAGCCGAAACCAUCCCGGUGGCUAUCCGCGUCAACGUUUCGGUGGAAACGGCCUCGAUAUCAUCCUCACGACGCAACAAGGCGAGAACAUUGUGGAAGUCCGAGGAGGAGAGUCAAGUGGCGAUAGAACAAGCUCACAAGAGCGUAUCAUCAGUCGUGCCCAUAGGAAUACGUCGUCAGAUAUCGAUAUGGAAGAGAUGGAUACAAAACAAAUCGGGAUAAGUAAAACAGUCGAGUUCGAGGUGCGCACCAGUAGUGAUCCAGCGCGAUGA
This is a messenger RNA of Fusarium pseudograminearum CS3096, 1020 nucleotides long. RefSeq lists its product as uncharacterized. Lineage: Eukaryota; Fungi; Ascomycota; Sordariomycetes; Hypocreales; Nectriaceae. The record is from RefSeq and is a predicted model, not a curated record. Bases 1 to 1020 code for a protein of 339 amino acids. The transcript is spliced from 3 exons.